AUGACUGAAAAUGCUAGCCUCAAUUCUUGGCACAACUUUUAUACAAUGUUUCAGAAUUCAAAAAUCUUGUUUUCACCUCAAGUAAGUGGACAGGAAGUGAAAGUGAAGAACGCUGGAACCUCUUUGUUUUUUGAUACAGGGGGUGAAUAUGCCAAAAAUCUGUUCAAGACCUGUGGGCUGUUAGGAGGGGACAUUGUAAAACUGAAUUUCUUAUUGUGGAAGUUAGAAGAGAUCUGCCUUCCAAAGAUUAUACUCAUGUAUGAGCGUUUCAAGAGUGCAGAGAACAUUUUUAGCAUUGAACAUUCAUUACCAGAAUUAUAUGGACUUGAAAACCAGGUAGCAAGGGUUAGUGGAUAUUGCAAAUCAGCAGAUAGUUUCCAUUUAGAGUCAGAAAUUGCUGGUACAGAAAAUGCUAUUAAAAUAGAGAAUGUGACGCUAGCUGCAGAAACCCCUGUUAGUAAUUGCAGUCACAGGAAUGAUGUUUUCACUGAUCCUGCUCAUGAUGCUGUUACAGAUGUAACAGAUUCAACAACAGAAUCUCAGAACUCGACACUUACAUCUUUAAAAAAUGAGCUGCAAAUGUCACUUCAUGAGAGCAGUCAUAAUUCUGUUGCAAAGUUUUCACACAAAACUCAGUUAAUUGAUACGGCAGAUACCAAACAAAAUGACUCUGAGUUUACAAACUCUCCAGGCCAUCGUGGUUUUCGAAGAAGUAGUCGUAGAAUAAAAGUGACCCCUCGUUUCUCAGAUGUGAGCAGCAUGAUCAUGAAAUCUUUGAAACGUCCUCUCGUUAAAAUUGACACAACAGAUGAAAAUAAUGACCACAAUGCUGCACAUAUCCAGCUGCCAUCAAUGUGUUCCACAUGCAAGAAAUGCUUUUCCAAUCCUCAUGAUCUUGUCAUUCACUGGCUAACUCAUAGCAGUAAUAAAAACAAGAAAAGUCAUGAGAUCAUGGCUUUCUUAUGCAAUCUUUGUAAUUUAUCCUUUAGCAGUUACCGCUCAUUACAAGUCCAUUAUCAGCUGCAUUCCCAGGAACUGCAACUCAGCUGUAAACAGGCAGAUGUAUGUUCUAUCCUUAAUCAGGUUAUACCACAAAAGCAAGGAUCAGAGGACGCAGACUACCAGACAAAAUAUUUAUGUGAAGAUUGUGGAGAAGCUUUUCAAGAUAAAUAUCAGAUAGAACGCCAUCUGCAGAAUCAUGUGGCUGCUGGUGAAACAUGUGAAGUUUGCAAGAAAAGUUUUGCUAAUGCACAUAGCCUUGAAAAUCACAUGAAAAUUCAUAACAAUGACCGCCCAUUCAAAUGUCAAUUCUGUGCUAGAUCUUUUGUAAAUCAUCAACACUGCAAAAAUCAUGAAAGCAUUCAUACAGGGGAGAAAAAUCAUUGCUGUCCACACUGCGGAAAGCGUUUUCGUCAGAAAACUGGACUUGAUUAUCAUAUUAAAACUCACAACCCAGAGGAACAAUUAAAAUGUCUCAAAUGUCCCAAAACUUUUAUUGAUCAUAGACAGCUGGAUAAGCACAUGGAUAGACAUAAAGGAAUCAAGUCCUAUUUUUGUGACACUUGUGGUAAGGGGUUUCUGAGAGAACCAGGUUUUAUAGCCCAUAAGAAAAUGCAUGAAAAGGGUAGUAACUUUAAAUGCUGUAUUUGUAACAAGCGUUAUAUUAGUCAGGCUGUUUUAGAUGCACAUCAGAGUAUUCACACAGGUGAGAAACCACAUAUAUGUGACAUUUGUGGAAAGAACUUCCGCCUUCCUCAAGGUCUGAUCAAUCAUAAAAGACUGCAUAAUCCACGCAAACAGUUAAACUGUCCCCUGUGUGAUAAAGCCUAUGUUGAGAAACGUAACUUAGAUUUACACAUGUUAGCACAUCAGGGCAUUAAACCACAUACUUGUGAUGUCUGCGGGCGAAAUUUCUUGAGAGAGAUUAGCUUAAAAAAGCAUUUAAAUCGUCACAAGAAUCCGGAGGCACAUAAAUGCAGGAUUUGUGACAAAACAUUUGUUGACAAAUGGGGUCUGGUCAAGCAUAUUACAAUUCACACAGGAGAGAAGCCAUUUGUUUGCAGCAUAUGUGGCAGAGAGUUCCGCAUCAAGAAAGGUUUAGAUGACCAUUAUAAGCUUCACAACAAGGACUUGCAGCUAAAAUGUCCUAUUUGCCCAAAAACGUUUGUGGAAAAACGUGGUUUGGAAUACCACCUGAAGGCACACAAAGGGGAGAAGUCACAUGUCUGUGAGCUGUGUGGUGAGAGAUUCAGUAAUCCAAAUUGCCUUAAAGUUCAUUAUCGACGCCAUACUGGAGAGAAACCUUACAAAUGUUCAUUUUGUCCUAAAGCAUUUAGCCAGCAGGGAACUCUUAUUGCACAUGAACGAUUUCACAGAGGAGAGAAACCUUAUGUGUGUGAUCUGUGUGGCGAAGGAUUUAUCACCAAAAGUCAUCUGACUAUUCAUGUUAGAAAACACACUAAUUACCGACCAUUCAAAUGUGAGCACUGUGAUUAUGCCGGCACAACAAGAAGUUUGCUUAAUAUUCAUCUGCUGAAGCAUACUGAUGAAAAACCCUUUCAGUGUACAGUCUGUCCUUCAGCUUUCAAACGGCAGCAUCAUUUGGACAGUCAUCUCCGCAAGCACGUGGAUGGUGAGAAGUUUUAUCGUUGCUCUUUUUGUGAUGUGGCAUAUUCAACAGAGCAGCGACUGGACAAACACAUGAAGACUCAUGAAAUAGUGGUUGUCACUGGUGAAUCAGGAGAGGAGAUUUUUCAGGUCUCUACUACUGGCCCGGACAUAGGUCCAGGAGAAGUGGCUUAUGAUAUUGUUUUACUGUGA
Messenger RNA from Candidula unifasciata, 2820 nucleotides. The record is from the annotation of a GenBank genome assembly. Lineage: Eukaryota; Metazoa; Mollusca; Gastropoda; Stylommatophora; Geomitridae.